Salmo salar (Atlantic salmon) is the source of this 3325-nucleotide messenger RNA. It is a transcript of the gene cfap184, whose product is annotated as cilia and flagella associated protein 184. NCBI's taxonomy places the organism in Eukaryota, Metazoa, Chordata, Actinopteri, Salmoniformes, Salmonidae. Gene Ontology annotation, biological process: cilium assembly. The record is from RefSeq and is a predicted model, not a curated record. Gene Ontology annotation, cellular component: axoneme; ciliary basal body.
GCUUGCGUACUGGAGUGUCUCUGGUCAGACUACUGCGUCUCAUUAAUAUUAAGGAACUUGGCGCAAACGCCUGUGAUUGGCUUACAUGCCCAGUUUCCAGGACAACUCAAAACACAAAUGGUUUUAUUAACGAACAGUUUCUUAUGUGUGAAGUUCUCGUUUAGGAUUUCUUGACAUCGUUUUAUCCUAGAAAACACAUAUCUGUGUUGAUAUAUUUCAAUGUUGCCUUACAACCUGGGACUUAAUUGACACACGUGAUUUUCUAGCUUGUUUUUAGCCAGAAAUACUUAAACUAAAUUCCCAUUCUCAUGGAUGGGAAUGCAGAGCAGAAAGAGAAUGACCCUGGGUCCAAUCCCAGCACUGAAAACACAGAGCUGAAGAACGAUGAGCAACUCCAGCAUACACCAGCUGAAGAGCCCUCAGAAGAGGGCAAAUCCACUAAUGCUGAUUACAGUAAGAAUAAAGCUGACACUGCUGCAGAUGAGGCUGAGGAGGUGGUAGCAGUGGAGCAGAGUGGGCCAGAGUCUGAAAAAGCUUCACCAGAUACUGCAGGGGAACAGGCAACAGUGGGUAUCUCAGCUGAGACAGAGGGAGGGAACCCAGCCGCUUCUGAGACAGGAGAGGGCGCUGGAGAUGAGUCACCCACAGGGGCCAACCUACCAACGAGUGAGACAUUGGAAGAGGUAGAGGGCCCGGAGUUGAAGCCUCUAAUAGGGAAGCCUCUCUCCCGCGAGGUGAGCCUCACACUCGAAGAUGACGACGACAACAAUGAUGAUGAAGACGGACUGCCAAAACUAGACAAAGGGACUCCCGAAAGGGGGAGUUCCGUGCAGGGUGAGGAAGAGGGUCCCUCUCUAACCAAAGAGACGGGCCCCAGCAUGGACUACAAAGAGUACAUGAACUUCCUUUAUGAGUUGCAGGCGGAGAAGGACAAACUGAGCCAGGUCAACGGUCAGCUCCAGAUCAAGCUGGUGGAGUACUUCCGCAAGAAGACAGGUGAUGACGCACGUCCUGAGAAGGAGAAAGCCGUGUCGGACCAGGAGCAGCGCUACCAGAAGUACAUGGCAAUCAUGGAGGACUUGAAGUGGCAGCACCGGCUGGACUCGGAGGCAGCCCAGCAGCAGGCAGAGGAGCUGAGGCAGCAGAGCCAGGAGAAGCUGGGCCAGUUGGAGAUCGAGUGGAGCGCAUUCAUGGCACUGAAGCGCGACGUGGCCGUGACGGCCCUGAGCCGGCGCCUUGGGAAACAGGCGGCGGCGGUGGAGGUAGAGCAGAUCCAGGCGGCCGAGCAGCGGCGCCAGAAAGAGCUGGUCACCGUGCGCCUGGAGAAUAUCAAGCUAAAGAACAAGACGCGCAAGUUUGAGGACACACUGCGUGCCAAGGAGAUGCUCGCUGAGGGCUUGCACCUCAUCGACUUCGAGCAGCUGAAGAUAGAGAACCAGACGUAUAAUGAGAAGAUUGAGGAGCGCAACGAGGAGCUCCUUAAACUGCGCAAGAAGAUCACCAGCACAGUCCAGGUACUAACCCAUGUGAAGGAGAAGCUCCAGUUCGUGCAGAUGGAGAACCAGACCAAGCGGGCCCAGUUGGCUGAGGUGGAGGUGGUGGUGGCCAGGAAGAGGGAUGUGCUGACCAGGACCAAGCAGGCCAGGGAUGGCCUCCGCAUGGACAACCUGAAGCUGCGCCAGCGCUGCGGCCUGCUGGGCAAUGAGACCCUGCUGAGGGACUUUGAGGAGAAGGUGGACGCCUCAGACGACCUGGAGGAGAGGCUGGAGGGGCUGAAAAGGAGGCACGCAGAGCUCAUACUCAAGUGUGCCGGGGUCAAGAAGAAAGUGGAGCACACCAAAUCCAAACCUUAAUCCUAAUCCAAACCUUAAUCCUAACCCAAACCUUAAUCCUAACCCAAACCCUAACCCAAACCUUAAUCCUAACCCUAAUCCUAACCCAAACCAGAAUCCUAAACCUAACUCAAACCCUAAUCCUAGCCCAUACUGAAGUGUGCCGGGGUCAAGAAGAAAAUGGAGCACAUCAAACCCACAGUGCAGUGAGGAGAGAAGAGGACACACACACACACACACACACACACACACACACACACACACACACACACACACACACACACACACACACACACACACACACACAUAAACAUACACACACAGGAUGAACAAGUGAUCACACAUUUGCUGUCAUAAAGGCACUCUUGUCAUGCAGAAUUACUUGCAUGAUCAUUAAUGCAUAGAUAAAUGUAGGAAUGAUAUGUUUUAACAUUCAUAAUAAAUAUUCAGUUUAUUCUACAUGUCCUUAUUUUAUUAUUUCUCAAAAGACAAUAAUAGGUUACAACUUCAGCUAUGAUGUGGACAGUGUUGCAGUGAAUCCUUUCAGUCACCUAAUUACAAAAGACACCAUUGCAUUCACAUCACUCAAGUCAUUUUACUAUCAACUUGAUGAUUUGUGUUAUGUGGGCUACUACAAUAACUAGGGCAAGCAGCCAUCUAUUUUUCUUAUAAGAGAACCAACCAUUCUCUCUAAUGGUCAACAGAUGGCGAUAUUGUAAAAUAAACAAUUCACACCCUGUGAGGGAGAGUACUAUGAACUUGGGGAAGAUCUCAAUUGGAUUUACUGGUCUACUGCCUCUCUUCUCGACUGUUUUUGAGGAAACGUGGAAACAAUGUGCUUUUAGGAAAUGAGACUCCUCCACUCACGCGUCAAAAGGCAAAUGACAUUUACAGUGGUGGAUUGACAGAAUGAAACGUCUAAAGUAAUAACGCUAGUUGUGAAAGACAUGUUAUAGAUAAAAAGAUAAGUAGCGUGUUGUUUUGAAAUGUGUGCAUGUAAACAACAGCUGAUUCAAAGGGGGAGUGGCAGAUUUCAACACUCUUCUCCAGAGCAAACACAGAGGAUGCACUACAGUAUCCUUCGCGAGAGGAGUUUAGAGGCAGGUAGGAGAGUCUGCGAAGUCUGGUGACGUGAUAAGUGAGGGUAGUAACCAAGGGGACGGAACUCGGAGGCAGGGUUGGAGGCGUGGACUACUUGGGGCAACUUCAUGUCUGGUUGGCUGGGGUUUACUCCUCGGUUCACUUACUAACAAAUUGACACUCUCCUCGAACACUUAUUGGUUUCCGGGUCAUGGAGGAAAGAAGGACUGAGGAGUCAAGGAGAGGACAGACUUUUCCAAUUGAGAAUCUCCCAAGGUCUAUAUGAUCAGUCAGAAAUCACCAACUGGUCAUAGAAGGAAACCAUGUGUAUUAUAAUAAGUAGUCUGUUGGGUUGUGCCGUGGCGGAGAUCUUUGUGGGCUAUACUCGGCCUUGUCUCAGGAUGGUAAAUUGG